This is a messenger RNA of Mya arenaria, 1623 nucleotides long. RefSeq lists its product as uncharacterized. Bases 91 to 1623 code for a protein of 510 amino acids. The transcript is spliced from 2 exons. Lineage: Eukaryota; Metazoa; Mollusca; Bivalvia; Myida; Myidae. Gene Ontology annotation, molecular function: zinc ion binding. The record is from RefSeq and is a predicted model, not a curated record.
CUAUCAACAAGUGCGUGAGCGGGCAGAUUCUGCUAAUGCGCAUGCUUUUGCUGUCAUAUACGGAUUUACUUAAAUGAUUAUAAUGCCAGUAUGAGUAACCAGGGUGAUUUCGAAUACGAUUUCAAUUGCUCAGAUUGUGAAGAACAUGAAUUAAACUCGGAGGCCGUUUUUUUCUGCGGCCAAUGCCACAGGCAAUUCUGCAAUCUUUGCAACCAGCAACACCUGAGAUUUUACCCCACCCACCAUACACUAGACCACGACCAGAGAACCGAAUGGGGCACUGUCAUCUAUGCAGAAACUAAACCAUGCCAGAAGCAUCCAAAAAAGCUCGGAAGUUCGCUCUGUCUAGACCAUAAUGUCAUAUGCUGUUUACAGUGUUCAGCAUCCACGCAUGGAAAAUGCAAACAUCUACAGCGUCUCCCGAAGAAACCGAAGCCAAAGAAACCGAAACCAACGAGCUCGUUGACGAAGGAGAAGAAAAGAACUGUUUCUGAAAGCGAAAUUACUUUAUCUACAAGUAAGACAAGAUCAAAUUUAAAAGUAAAAAGUGGUUCCCUGAAGGACAAGUCGGAGAAAUCGGCGAGAUUAGCCAGACAAGGUCAAACAAAAGCACAAAGUGAAAGUUCAGAUGUUGUACGGGAAUACGUCGAAGGGAGAAAACCAAGAAGGGAAAAUGGUUCCGAUUUUGUUCAGGAAUAUGUUGAUGGCAAGCGAGUCACGGGGGUUUACUUUGAAGAAAGUGGUAACGCAGGAGCUGUUUCGGAGUUUCAAGUUUCUGGUAGACGCCCGGGACAAGCUAGAAAGAACAGUGACAUUGGUGGUAUUGGUAGAAAUCACCAGUACCGAAUUUUGAGCAAACACGUGUACAAUGUCCGAAUGGACGGUGAAAGUCCAUGUGAAAUAACAGGUAUUUGUCAGCUCUCUGAUGGUAGAAUUGUUAUCGUAGACUUUGAGAAUUGUAAAGUCAAGUUACUAGACAAGGGGUUUAAUAUUGUCGACUGCUUGGUCUUGCCUGAAUAUCCCAGAAAUGUGGCCGUCUGUGACUCUGAGAUAGCUGUUACAGUUUCUGGUGGAGACUCCCAUGAAAUCCAUUUAUUCAAUGUUGGUGCAACCAAACUGGAAUCUAGCGGUAUUCUUCCCUUACAAACUUAUUGUAGUGCAAUAACUCACCACGCGGGUCAUAUUUAUGUAGCGUCCUUGGAAACAGUUUAUCGCUGCACAAGAAAAGGCAGAAAGUUGGAAGAAGUCCACAAAUCUCAAGAUUACGACUUACGUAACAUCGUUGUUGACAGGGAGAAGUCUGUUCUUCAUGUUACUGAUUUUGCAAAUGAUUGUGUUAACAGAAUAGACAUUAAGAGUAGCAAUAUCAUCUCGAAAUUUGAAAAUGAAGAAAUGGACAGUCCGACAGGAGUUACCUUGGACAAUAAAGGUCAAAUGUUUGUAUGUGGAAAGAUUUCCGAGAAGAUUUUACAAGUUGACCAAGCAAGCAAUGCAAUGGUACAGAUCGUUGCAAAUAAGGAUGAUGGUGUGUGUCAACCACACUGCUUGUUAUUUGAUGAAACGUCAUGUACCCUGGUUGUAGGACAAUGGAAUGACAGUUUACUCGUGUUGAGACUAGACUAA